GCUCAACAAGAAGAAAGUACGUUUGCGGUGCGCGCAGUCGCCCUCUCGACAAGCAGACGGAUUACACGUCGAUAGCAGCCGCUCCACGGCGACCCAACGCUGACCCGACCCGGACCCGAGCCGCAUUCCUCGCGCGCAGCCCGCCACACCCGCUUUUACACCUCGUCGCCCACGCCCACGCCCGCGGCUGCGCUCUCACCACAUACCGCAUCCCUCGACACGCGGACCCGUCUCCCCAACCCUGUCUCUGGCGACGCGCCAGACCAUGUUGAAGGCCGCCUCGAGUCUCUGCGACGGCGUUCCCGUUCCGUGACAAGCUGGAGACCAUAGGCGUGCGGCCGUCCGGCGGGCUGGUGGGAGCUGCGAACAGGACCCAAUCGCGCGCAGCCAUGGACGAGAAGGACCCGUCGCCCUUCGGCUAUACUUUUUCAGCCGACUUCUUCGGCAACGCGGCCGGCGAGUUCGACAAUGGCGGUGCCUCGCUGCUGAGCGACAUGGAGGCCCAGCAGCUCGACAGCUUCUUCUCGCACGCGAACCCCUUCGGAUCCGACGCGGCUCCAUCAGCCUUCGCCUUCCCCUCUGACGCGCCCGACCUGCUCGAUAAUUUCUCUGGCUGGUCUGCAGUGCCGCCAGCAACCAUCCACAACAUCUCCACCACAAUACCCGAUCAGGCUCUGCUCCAUGGCUUCCACGCCGAGCAGAGCUUCACACCCACGCAGCAGACAAACCAUUUCGCCAGCACCGCAGACGAUCUGCAGGCUGCGUCGACCCUGUACGCUCAAGCGCACAUACCUCCGUCUCUGCCUACGUACCAGCACCAGCCCAAUGGCCGGUCUCACAGCUUCCACGGCGCUCCUUCGACAGGCGUCCAUACCAAUGGCUACGGGUCUCAUGCUGGCCUGUCCCACGGCCUGCCUCUUGUCCCUACCCCAGCCACAUCUAAUGGUUUGGUGCACGAACAACUGGCUGCCCUACUGCCUCAUCACGAUGUGCCGGGAUCUGUUGACAACACGCUCACGGCGCAGCUCGCCGACAGCACAGCACGCGCGGCCCACGAAGCCGAACUACGAGAGCGCCAACGACCUUCCCUGAAAAGAGCAUAUACAUAUGGCACUGACAGCUCGUUUAACGAGUCUGGGUUCCAACCAUCAUCAAAACAUGAGAGCGAGGAGGUAGUGACAAAACGUUUGAUCAGAGAGCUGCAUCAUGCGCAGCCGCUGGCCAGACCCACCUCUGGUACCAAUGGUACCAUCCUGCAAUCACCUACCGGCCAUAUCCACCAACCACCUUUCGCCGGCGACUCGGAGAGCAAUGAGGACGGUGUGUCGGACGAAUCAUCUGCAGACGAUGACGAGGAGAAGCGAAUGAAGAAGCGACGGAAACGGCCACUCCUUGCGACAAACGGAAAGCGCAAAAGUGUGUCAGGGGGCUUAUCGAGCAAGAACCGUAAGAUGUCAGUUGACGAUCGAGUCAGGAAGCCCAGACGGAAAUCCAUGGCCAGUGCAAAACCUCAGCGCGAGAAUCUGAGUGAGGAACAGAAGCGCAGCAAUCACAUUUUGUCAGAACAGAAACGACGAAAUCUCAUCAAACGCGGGUUUGAUGACCUACACGAUCUGGUACCUGAGAUUCGAAAUGGAGGUCUGAGCAAGUCCGGCGUUCUUACCGAGGCGGCCAAUUUCUUGCAGCAACUCAUUGAUGAUAAUAAGCGGUAUUCCGCGCUACUUGGAGCGGACGGAUGAGCGGAGGAGCUUGAGACUGCCAUGCAUCGCCUAAUCUACCACUCGCUGUAUUAGCUCGCGCGUUGGGUGUGUCCCAGCCAAGCUGUCCCUUGCUGGUCCCUCCGCACGGCACGGCGUUCCUGCCAAAAGCGAGCGCUGGGAGCAUUCCCGCGCCGCAAUCCCGGCUUCGGCUACAUUGUUGCUAAAGCGUUGGCGUUGAAGUUAUGUUGGGGCCAAGGAAUGCUGUAAAACUCAGCAUCCGGAGCACCACGAGGUGCUGUACAUGUUAAACGAUACCCCCCGAUGAGGCAUGCAUACUGGAGGACAAAUAGACUGUCGGGGUAGUGGUGAUAUCGAUAGGUGCAACUGUGUAUGG
Molecule: messenger RNA, 2094 nt
Organism: Paraphaeosphaeria sporulosa
Lineage: Eukaryota; Fungi; Ascomycota; Dothideomycetes; Pleosporales; Didymosphaeriaceae
Exons: 2
Coding region: 390-1739 (449 amino acids)
Biological process (GO): regulation of transcription by RNA polymerase II
Molecular function (GO): protein dimerization activity; DNA-binding transcription factor activity, RNA polymerase II-specific; RNA polymerase II cis-regulatory region sequence-specific DNA binding
Source: RefSeq, a predicted model, not a curated record